CUGACGAACGUAGUUCAGAUUCUUUCGUUCUCGAUAGUUGAUCUAUGCAGUUGUCUAAUUGCUAUUGUUGUUCUCGUUGUCGCGCAUUUUGUUUAUCAUCAUUACGUAGUUGUAUUCCAUUAAAUCCUCCCAUUAUUCUGUAACAACCGUGUCGGGCGUAAUAUCGAAUUUUAGUAAACAUUUAAACAAACACUACGUUUACAGUGUCGGUUGUUUUUAUUAAGAACGUUUUAUAGAGAAACUUGUAAAAUGGCCGGGGAGAAGAAACCUUUCUUGCGACUACCACUAUCAGUUAAACCCGUUGUAUACGAUUUAUAUUUGAAGCCAGAUUUGGAAAAGUUUACAUUUGAAGGCAAAGAAACUAUUUCCAUUAAUAUUUUGGAGCCAACUAAUUCAAUAACAUUACAUGCAUUGGAUUUGAAAAUCAAAGAAGUUGAAUUAAAAGAAUGUGAUGGAUCCAUUUUCAAACCUUCAGUUACACUAUCAGCUGAAGAUGAAACAGUUACUUUAGAAUUUGACAAAGAACUUAAAUUAGGAGAAGCAUUCUUAAAAUUUAUAUUUAUUGGUGAACUCAAUGAUAAAAUGAAAGGAUUUUACCGGAGUAAAUAUGUCAGAAUAUCUGAAACCGGUCAUCAGAUUGAAAAAUAUGCUGCAGUCACUAUGUCGUGUACCACACACGCACGUAAAAUGUUUCCAUGUUGGGAUGAACCUUCUCUAAAAGCUGUUUUUAAUAUAUCUGUUGGCAUAUGUAACAUGUCCCAUCAAGCCUUAUCUAAUAUGCCUGUAAUAUCUGAUACAAUUGAAGAAAAUGGUGACCGUUUACUUAAAUUUCAAAGAACUCCAAUCAUGUCUACAUAUUUAGUGGCUGUUGUUGUUGGAGAAUUUGAUUAUGUGGAAGACAAAGAUUCUGAUGGUGUUUUAGUUAGAGUGUACACACCAGUUGGAAAAAGUGACCAGGGAAAGUUUGCAUUGGAAGUUGCUAAAAAUGCAUUGCCUUACUACAAAGACUAUUUCCAAGUAGCUUAUCCAUUACCUAAAAUGGAUUUGAUAGCAAUUGCAGAUUUUUCUUCUGGUGCCAUGGAAAAUUGGGGUUUGGUAACAUAUAGAGAAUCAUGUCUCUUAGUUGAUCCAGCAAAUACUUCUGCAGUUCGCAAGCAAUGGAUAGCAUUAGUUGUAGGGCAUGAGUUAGCUCACCAGUGGUUUGGUAAUUUAGUUACUAUGGAGUGGUGGACUCAUCUUUGGUUAAAUGAAGGUUAUGCUUCAUUUGUGGAGUUUCUGUGUGUUGAACAUUUAUUCCCAGAGUAUGAUAUUUGGACACAAUUUGUUACUGACACACAUAUUAGAGCUCUUGAAUUAGAUGCAUUGAAUAGCAGUCAUCCAAUUGAGAUACCAGUUGGUCAUCCAUCUGAAAUUGAUGAAAUAUUUGAUGACAUAUCAUAUAACAAGGGUGCUUCAGUCAUCAGAAUGUUACAUAAUUUUAUUGGAGAUCACGAUUUUCGUAAAGGAAUGAAUCUGUAUUUGAAUAAACAUCAAUACAAUAACACUUUUACUGAAGAUUUAUGGUUAGCUUUAGAAGAAGCAAGUAAUAAACCUGUUAAAGCAGUCAUGUCUACUUGGACUUUACAAAAAGGAUUUCCUGUGAUCUCAGUAGAAAAAGAAACUUUAAAUACUGAUGGAUCAAGAACACUUAGUAUAUCUCAAACCAAAUUUACUGCCAAUGGUCAAGUUCAUGGUGAUGGACCUUUAUGGAUGGUUCCAUUAACAUUUUCUUCAUCAAGCUCUCCCAACAUUGUGUGUCAUAAAGAUAUUUUGUCUGAAAGUCAAAAAGAUAUUAUUAUUCCUUCCAGUGCGUUGUCAUCUAGUGAAUGGGUUAAAGUAAACCCAAGUACUGUUGGAUACUACAGAACACGUUAUACAUCCGAAUUGCUAGAAAAAUUUGUACCAUCAAUAUCAUCAAAAACAUUACCACCUUUGGACCGUCUUGGAUUACUUGAUGAUCUUUUUGCUCUAGUACAAGCUGGACUUUCCAGUACAGAUGAAGUACUACGUUUAAUGUUGGCCAUGACUGAUGAAGAUAAUUAUUCUGUAUGGACUUCAAUGAGUAAUGUUCUUGGUAAAUUAGCCAUAUUAUUGUCUAAUGUAGAAGGAGAAACAGAACUAUUAUUUAAACAAUAUAAUCAAAUUCUAUUAAAAAAAAUUUUUACUAAAUUGGGAUGGACUCCUCAACCCAAUGAAAGUCAUCUUGAUAGAAUGUUGAGAGGCUUAGUAAUAGGUCGUUUGGUAUCAAGUGCUGAUCCUGAUAUCGUUUCUGAAGCUAAAAUGAAGUUUGCUAAUCACCUAAGUGGUAAAGAAACCAUUGUGGCUGAUUUAAGAAGUCCUAUAUAUAAGGCAUGUUUGUCAUCUGGUGAUGAGACAACUUUUAAUCAAUUACUACAGCUCUAUAGAGGAACAGACUUACACGAAGAAAAAGAUAGAAUAUGCAGAGCAAUGGGUGCAUCUAGAAAUAAAAAUAUAUUAAAAAAAGUUCUUGAUUUCGCAGUGUCUGAUGAAGUUCGCUCCCAAGAUACUGUUUUUGUCAUAAUUUCAGUUGGAGCUUCCAAAGUUGGAAGAGAUUUAGCAUGGCAAUUCAUUCAAGAUAACUGGUCAAAAUUAUUUAAUCAGUACCAAGGUGGGUUUUUAUUAACUCGCUUGGUGAAGAACACAACAGAAAACUUUUCUUCUAUUGAAAAAGCUGAAGAAGUUGAAAAUUUCUUUAAACAAAAUGGUUGUGUAGGUGCUGAAAGAACAAUCCAACAAGCUUGCGAGACUAUUAGGUUAAAUGCUGCAUGGUUAAAAAGAGAUCAUGAAAAAUUACAACAUUUUCUUCAAGGAGUUGUUCAAAAAUGAAUCCAGUCAAUAAUAGCUUGCUCAAUAAUGCUCAACGCAUGUGCCAGUUAGUUGAAAUAUAAUACUUUUUUAAAGUUUAAAAGAUGAAUGAUGUGUUCCUAUGCAUAUUAAUUAUGUUGAAAUAUAAAUGUAAAAUAUGAUGUUAAUUUUAUGAAUUUUACUAAAAUCUAUACACAGUACUGGUAACUUCAUAGCAAUUAAGAAAAUAUUUUACAUAAAUAUGUGGAACAAAUUUUAUUU
Messenger RNA from Sipha flava (yellow sugarcane aphid), 3126 nucleotides. It is a transcript of the gene Psa, whose product is annotated as puromycin-sensitive aminopeptidase. Lineage: Eukaryota; Metazoa; Arthropoda; Insecta; Hemiptera; Aphididae. The transcript is spliced from 11 exons. Gene Ontology annotation, biological process: proteolysis; peptide catabolic process. The record is from RefSeq and is a predicted model, not a curated record. Bases 250 to 2886 code for a protein of 878 amino acids. Gene Ontology annotation, molecular function: metalloaminopeptidase activity; zinc ion binding; peptide binding. Gene Ontology annotation, cellular component: cytoplasm.